UUUGUUUCUUUUUUUUUUAAAUUUUUAAAUAGGGUAAAUUAUUAUAAAAAUUAUUUUUUUAAUUAGUAACUUAUAAUUUUCUCGAUAGUUCUGAAUGGCACAGCACCGAUCAGGCAGCUCCACAACAACUCUAUAUAACAGGGCUUGCAAGGUCACUAAUCUUCACAUCGAUCUAACUCAUAUAGUAUAUUUCAUAUAGAAAGAUGGAGCGUUCCAUGCGUUUGUUUUCGACUGCCUUCGUCUUUGUUCUUCUUUUGGUGGCUACAGGGAUGAUGGGACCAAUGCUUGCAGAGGGUAGGACCUGUGAGGCUCACAGCCGCAAGUUCGAGGGACACUGCCAUAGUAAAAGCAACUGUGCAUCUAUUUGCCAGACUGAGGGCUUCCAGGGAGGCCAUUGUCGUGGCUUUCGCCGCAGAUGCUUCUGCACUAAACAUUGUUAAUUAGCUAUUAAUUAAUGAUCAAAUGAUCAUCAUUAAUCAGACAUGUAUGAUAUAUAUGUGUGACAUGAUGAAAUAAUCGCUUAAUUAUCAUUCCGUGCAUGGAUACCUACGUACGUGCUUGCUUGUGUGCUACUAGAAUAAAUUAAUAACCCAAUCUUUCACAGUUGGGUUAUCAUUAAUUGUUCUUUUGUUCUUGUUUAUUAAGAAAAACUAUCACCGCGUGAGUUACUUUGUAAUCUCUUAUGGAGAUGUUCAUUUUAUGUAACUU
Messenger RNA from Pyrus x bretschneideri (Chinese white pear), 708 nucleotides. RefSeq names its product defensin Ec-AMP-D2-like. The coding region runs from base 204 to 440 and encodes 78 amino acids. The transcript has 2 exons. The record is from RefSeq and is a predicted model, not a curated record. Gene Ontology annotation, biological process: defense response. Lineage: Eukaryota; Viridiplantae; Streptophyta; Magnoliopsida; Rosales; Rosaceae.